AUGUUUGACCAGGAGGCAAAACCUUCAACUGAGGACUUGGGAGAUAAGAAAGAAGGAGAAUACAUCAAACUCAAAGUCAUUGGACAGGAUAGCAGUGAGAUUCACUUCAAGGCUAAAACUCCAGAGACCAUAAACUCCAUUCACUGUCUUGGUCUAGCCUAUUUUAACAGAGCUGAAUUUGCAGACACUGUUCAGUGUAGGAUGUGUCACAUCCAGUUUCCAGGAGAGAAGUGUUCCAGAGGAAGAGGAAUAUGUACUGCAGAUAAAAACGAGGCCUGUGCAGUAGGCAGGAUUUACAAAAAGCAAAGAAAUUUAUGGUCAAUCUGGUUAAUCUUCAUGGGCUGCCAAAGGAACUGUGCUGAAGUUGAAAAGAUAAAGUGGAGUGUCUAUAUGGUGGCAUUCAGAUGCUGCCGGAGUGCUGACCUGUGCAAUGAAAACUUGACAAGAAGUGGGUGA
This is a messenger RNA of Loxodonta africana (African savanna elephant), 456 nucleotides long. It is a transcript of the gene PATE1, whose product is annotated as prostate and testis expressed 1. Bases 1 to 456 code for a protein of 151 amino acids. NCBI's taxonomy places the organism in Eukaryota, Metazoa, Chordata, Mammalia, Proboscidea, Elephantidae. The record is from RefSeq and is a predicted model, not a curated record. The transcript is spliced from 4 exons.